UGAAUGCAGCAUGCGCCCAGGAACAGCUCCAUUUAACCUCUGGGUAGCAACUGGCCCGCCCCUUAAAACCUCCAAUUGAGGCUCUUUCCCCAGUAUUUUUGCCCAAGGAGAUGCAUGUCGAGAAAAGGGAGGGCUUUCACUCUCACCUCUUCUAUCUGUACUACUUCUUGAAGUAUUGUUGAGGGACAAACCAGUGAGAAUGUUUUUGGUGGGACUGACAGGUGGCAUUGCAUCAGGGAAAAGCACUGUUGUAGCUAUACUGCAGGAAUUGGGCUGUGCUGUUAUCGAUGCUGAUGUGAUCGCCCGUCAAGUGGUCCAGCCAAGCUUUCGAGCAUACGAGCGCAUUGUGCAUUCAUUUGGUCCUGAGAUUAUCUUGGAGAAUGGCGAGCUCAAUCGUGAAGCUCUUGGAAGUAUUGUUUUCUCCCAGCCAGAAAAACGUCGGCUACUAAACUCUAUCACUCAUCCCGAGAUCCAGAAGGAGAUGCUGAAACAGAUCUUGAAAUACUUUCUGCUGGGUCAUCGGUAUGUAAUCUUGGACAUUCCUCUCCUCUUUGAAACCAACACAUUGACCAAGUUCAUGAAACAUACCGUUCUUGUGUACUGUGACCCGCAAUCCCAGCUUUCUCGCCUGAUGAAAAGGAACGGUUUGACCCAGGCUGAGGCAGAAGCACGCAUUGCUGCCCAGCUGCCCCUUGACCAGAAAGUCAAGAUGGCCAAGCACGUCAUCGACAACUCGGGCGAUGCUGAAGCCACAAGGAGGCAGGUCCUGAAGUUGCACGCGGCAUUGGAGGACUCCUUGGACUUUCUCUGGGUGCGCCUGUUGGUUGUGGCAGCAACAGCCGGGGUCGGCAGCCUGGUAUAUUGCCUCCUGCGGCAACUUGUAUCUUAACUUGCCCUUUCCAUGCUGGGAAAGGCAACAGAUAUCUUGACCCUUUAACUCGUUUUGCUAAUGUAAUGUACAUAACUGAGGAACAAAAAUGAGAAGAUGGCUUGGUGGCUUUAUUAUAAUUCAUUCAGCUCACCUCCACCACUCACAUCUAAGAAAGUAAAGGAGGGCAUCCUUCCAGUCCUUCCAAAAUUGCUAGUGGCUUCCUUUCUUCUAGGGCUUUUCCAAAGAAUAAAACACACUUAACAAGGAAACAUGAAUGAGGUCCUGGCUUACUAAGAAAAACAGAAUGCAUGUAAUAACCUCAGGGACAAAACACAAUUCUUAUAUUAUGUUUUGACAUGAGAAUCAACUCAAAACAAAGCAGUAACUAAGUUGUGUAUUCUCUCCCUACAGAUGGGGGAAACCUGGAAUUUCUCACAUUGUGAAAUAUUUUGUUUUUGAUGAGUCUUUGAGAACAAUAAAAACCUUACAAUAUGUAAAUUAAAAUUAAAAGCACACAAACAUUAAAAUAAACAGGUAUUUAUUUCUGUAAACUUGA
Molecule: messenger RNA, 1427 nt
Organism: Anolis carolinensis (green anole)
Lineage: Eukaryota; Metazoa; Chordata; Lepidosauria; Squamata; Anolidae
Gene: dcakd
Product: dephospho-CoA kinase domain containing
Exons: 5
Coding region: 200-889 (229 amino acids)
Biological process (GO): coenzyme A biosynthetic process
Molecular function (GO): ATP binding; dephospho-CoA kinase activity
Source: RefSeq, a predicted model, not a curated record